Messenger RNA from Symbiodinium sp. CCMP2456, 1119 nucleotides. Lineage: Eukaryota; Dinophyceae; Suessiales; Symbiodiniaceae. The record is from the annotation of a GenBank genome assembly.
AUGUUCAAAGAGGAUGACUUGAUUCUGGGGAAGAUGGCGGAAACGGUGCGUGGGGAUUUGAAGACGCCCGAGGCCAGCGUCGCCCAAGAGUCAGACGAGGAUGCUAGCGGGGCAGACUUUGAUGCAAGGGGCUGGAGAUUACCCAUAAUCAGCAGGAGGCAAGCGCAAGAGCGUUUGAAGUGUUGCUAUAGCGCUCUGAUUGAGCCAGUCGAGCAUCUUCUGGACGAGGAACAGCAUCUCAUCAUAGUGCCGGAUCAUCACUUGUGGAUGUUUCCCUUUGCAGCACUCCAGCUCCCGUCAGGAAAGUACUUAAUCGAGAAGUUCUCAAUCAGGCUGGCCCCAUCUGUUCAGACCCUGAUGCAAAUAUCCAGGCGGCGGGAGCAGAUCUCUCGAAUGCCAGCACUGACUCCAACUGCGCUGGUUGUUGGCGUUUCGAAAUUCAGUGGGCACACCGAGUUGCAACUACAGCCGCUGCCGUCAGUUCCGUCUGAGUGCAAGGGAGUUUGUGAAGCAUGUGGUCGCGCGGGGAUUGUAGUUCAGCAUGUGAUGGAACAUGAAGCCAGUGCACAGAGUUUUGUUGACCGCUGUCCACACGCAACGCACUUGAUUCACAUUGCGACACAUGGUCUGCUGGAGCAGCCAGCAUUGGUCUUGCACGGAACGCCGGCCUCCGCCAUAUUUCCAGCAUCAGAGAUUCAGGCUCUCAGGAUUAGCUCCAGGGUGGUUGUGCUGUCGGCUUGCAACACCGGUCGGGGCUCUGUGGGUGCCGACGGAGUCUUUGGUCUAACCCGCUCCUUCCUUGUGGCCGGAGCUGAUUUGGUAAUGGGAACCCUCUGGCACACCGGUGAUGCUUCCAGCCAAGUCUUCAUGAGCGGGUUCUACUCUUAUCUGCUUGACAGCGGCCUAACAGAGCACGUUGCGGUUCAGCAGGCGAUGUGUGCCAUGAUUCACGAGACCGAUGCUCGUGGCAAACUGAGGUUGAUCCUCUCAGCCAAGCCCGAGCUGGCCCACGCGGAGGGGCCGUACAAGGUGCGAUUCAAGCCGCACCGCUUUACGCAGACGGCCAUGCAUCGUGCACUGGAGUCGAGGCGAGCACGACAGGCAGGGGUGAGGGUUUAG